Molecule: messenger RNA, 600 nt
Organism: Penaeus indicus
Lineage: Eukaryota; Metazoa; Arthropoda; Malacostraca; Decapoda; Penaeidae
Exons: 2
Coding region: 1-600 (199 amino acids)
Source: RefSeq, a predicted model, not a curated record
AUGUCCUCGGAAGAGAUAGUGGAAGUAUUAAAAGAUAUGAUGAACAACAAAGAUCCAGGACCAUCGGAGAUUACAGCUAAACAUCUCAAAAAUCUAGACGAAGAAGGGAAGUCAUGUAUGGGUGUCUACGGGAAAAAAGGAACACCGGAGAAGCUGGUAAGGCUAGUAGAAGCAACAUACAGGAAUGCUACUACCAAGGUUGUGGCACAACAAGGAGACACUGAUGAAUUUGAAAUUACAGUUGGAGUCCAUCAAGGUUCGGCACCAAGCCCAGUCUUAUUCAUCAACAUCAUGGAUACCAUGCUAGAAGAUAGAAAACAAGUGACCAUAACAGACAACAAGAAUAUCGAACUUAAACAGACAGAUUCCUUCAAAAAUCUUGGAACGGAAAUAGCUAAAAAUGGUAGAUCAGCCGAAGCCAUAAAACAAAGAGUCAAGUCAGGAUGGAAUAAAUGGAGGGAAGUCACUGGUGUCAUCUGUGACAAGAAAAUUCUAAGGAAACUAAAAUGCAAAAUUUAUAAAGCUGCAAUUAGACCAGUGCUUAUUUACGGAGCAGAGUGUUGGACUGUCACCAAAAAAGAGGACGCUCUACUAAGAUGA